AUGGGACGGCCUAAUAAACAUAAAUCGAUAUUGUCUCAGAUUGCAAUAGCUAUAUUGAGUUGUCCGCCUACAUCUGCGUCUACUGAGCGUAGUUUUUCCACAUAUGGACUUCUUCAUACUAUAGAACGUAAUCGUUUAACAAAUGAACGAUCAGCAAAGCUUGUUUACAUUAAACAUAAUUUGAAACUAAAUGAAAUCCCAAAUCAGUCAAAAAUUGGGGUUUCUGAAGACUAUAUUGUUGAAUUUCAGAUGUCAGAAGCAGAUGAAGAAGAACCCGAAGAGGUAAAUUUAUGUCUAUCUGAUUCUGAAGACAAUUAUUAA
Macrosiphum euphorbiae (potato aphid) is the source of this 321-nucleotide messenger RNA. NCBI's taxonomy places the organism in Eukaryota, Metazoa, Arthropoda, Insecta, Hemiptera, Aphididae. The record is from the annotation of a GenBank genome assembly.